Scylla paramamosain (green mud crab) is the source of this 3650-nucleotide messenger RNA. Its product is annotated as homeobox protein unc-4 homolog. Gene Ontology annotation, molecular function: sequence-specific double-stranded DNA binding; DNA-binding transcription factor activity, RNA polymerase II-specific. The record is from RefSeq and is a predicted model, not a curated record. Bases 659 to 1924 code for a protein of 421 amino acids. The transcript has 3 exons. Gene Ontology annotation, biological process: regulation of DNA-templated transcription. Lineage: Eukaryota; Metazoa; Arthropoda; Malacostraca; Decapoda; Portunidae.
GUUAUGAUUGUAACAAGAGGCAUGGAUGAUUCCUGUUAUAUUUCAUUCCCACAUGAUCCCUGUCCGCGCCAGCAGCUGCAGCAGCGGCCCGCGCCCCCUGGCCUCCCGCGCCGCGCCCCGAGUUAUGAGCCACGGAGCCUCGCACCGCGGGCCCCUCGCCGCCUCCUCCUCCUCCUCCUCCCUCUCCUCCUCCCUCUCCUCCUCCUGCUCCUCAUGUUAACAGCUAUUUAGUGCCUCCCGAAGGUGGCCCACACGAGGCAGCCUUCACUCCGCGACGCGCCCUAAAUCACGCGCGUGCCGCCCUGCCGCCCUCAGGUGUGACGCCGCCACGCCGCGCCGAGUGUUGACGCGGCUGGCGGUGCGGCGGGCGCGGCGCGGCGCUCAGCGGCGUGCGCCCCGAGAGGCAACGCGACACCCGGCUGGCGGCGAGUCGGCGGCGCGGAGAGACCUCAACAGACCAGCGAGUGGCGGGCGUGGUGGUGGUGGUGGUGGUGGUGGUGGCAGAGGUGUGGUGGUGUGGUGAGGGCGCCGCGGCGCGCGCCAGCCUCCGCCAGGCCCUGCGGGGCGCGACGGGCGCCAGGACACGGACUCUGCCCUGGUGGCGCCUGGCCGCGCGGGCGACGCAGCGGCAGCGGGCGGGCGUGCCGCGGCGGGCGUGAUGGGCGAGCCCCGGGGUGGGCGCGGGGAGCUGCACCUGUCGGGCCUGGGCUACCUGCACCCCGUGCACGUCCUGUCCCAGCUGGCCCGCCCAGUGCCCCUCCCCAUGGGCGUGCCGCCCUUCAGCCUCGCCCCGCCCAUGCCCCACGCCCUCAAGAUGAUGGGUGGCGGCAUGGGCGCCAUGUACCCCUGGGGCUUCAACCUACACAGUCACGUGCUGGGAGCCGUGCGGCCCGGCGCCCACGCCCUCGGCAGGAGCCUAGCGUCCCCUGAGAGACUCAGCGACGCGCGGCAGGACGAGGGGAAAGACUGCGAGGAGGGCAGCCUGGACGGUGACGCGGCGGCCAAGAGGCGACGCUCGCGCACCAACUUCAACUCGUGGCAGCUGGAGGAGAUGGAGCGGGCGUUCGAGGGCUCCCACUACCCCGACGUGUUCAUGCGGGAAGCCCUCGCCAUGCGUCUGGGCCUCACCGAAAGCAGAGUCGCCGUGUGGUUCCAGAACCGGCGAGCCAAGUGGCGCAAGAAGGAGAACACUCGGAAGGGCCCGGGCCGUCCCGCCCACAACGCCCACCCGCAGACGUGUUCGGGCGAGCCCAUCCCACCCGAGGAGCUGGAGCGGCGGGAGCGCGUCCGCCGCGAGAAGAAGCUCCUGAAGCAGCUGGAGCGGCAGCAGCGAAAGCUUGCCCUGAAGGGCGUGCACGUGAGCCUGGAGCAGCUGCGGCGCGAGUACGAGAAUCAGCACAAGCCGGAGCCGGAGAUCGACGUGGUGGGCGAGGCGGGCGGCGAGCAGCCUGCGCCUCCCCGCCACACCACCGUCAAGCGGCCGCCCACCUUCUCCAUCGAGAGCAUCCUGGCGCCCUCCAGGACCGAGGAGCGCGGCCCGCCCUCGCCCGGCACCCUGCUGCGGGGCGCGCCCACGCCGCCCCCCACGCCGCAGGACGCGCGCCACGCCCUGCACCUGCCGCCCACCAAGCACGAGGCGCUCGACUCCUCCUCGGAAUGCGACGUGUCCGAGGCGUCCUCCGAGCCCUUCGCCCCCUUCUGCGCCACGGAGCGGCGGGGCGACGCGCCGCUGUCCACCGCCGAGGCCUUGCACCAGCGAGGCGCCUCGGCCGCCGCCCUGUGUGCCCUCAACGCCCGCGCCGCCGCGGCCUCGCUGGACGCCUGUGAGGCCGCGGAGGCCCCGGGCAGCCUGAGUCACGGCGAGGCGCGGGGCGGCGUGGCGCAGGACCUCCCCGUCGGGGACACCGAGGGCCACAUCUGCUGAAGCCCCACUAGUCAGUGCCACGGCGCGGCGCCCCCUCCCCCUGGGCGCCCAGCGACGGCGGGACCAUGAAUCGCGUCGGGCCGGCGUGGCUCCGCCCGGACCUCUGAACACUCUCCCCUCCCCCUCCCACUCCCUGUCCCCUCUCCCCCCACAUCCCCCCCCCUCACCUGAACCACAUCUGUUUUAUCUUGUGUGAAGCAUCAAGCUGACGAGUGGAUGCGUGGAGGCAGCCCUGUGUCCCCUGAGUGUGUGCCGCCACGGACCACAGCACCGCGCCCCGCGCACCGCGACCCUCGUGCCCGGCGGGAAGGCUCCAUGAGCCCCAGGCAGUCUGACGUCCAGAGGGGCAUGCAAGGCGAACGGUGACAGCAAGGGCCUCGCCGGGCCGGGCCGGGCCAGCAGGGGCGUGUGCCCAGUGGGCGGCGUGGGCUGUUCUCCUUCCCGCGGCGCUCCUCACUCGGCCUAGAAUUCUCACGCUCCUCCCGCGCCUCCCUCCCGCUCUGGCCAGGCGCCGCCCUUGACGGAAACCACGCCGCGACCACUGCGACGCCACUGCCUCGCUCACACACACACACACACACACACCCACACACACAUACACACACACACAAAUGGGCCAAUCACGGUGAGGGAUGGCACAGAACUGCCGCCGCUGCUGCUGCCGCCGCUGCCGCCGCCGCCGCCGCCGCCGCCGCCGCAAGCAGCAGCAGCAGCAGCAGCAGCAGUAGCGCGCCGCGGCGCCUUGAGGAGUCUAGGCUGAGUGGCGAUUCUUCUUGUUGUUGCUGUUUGUUGUUUGUUGUUGUUGUUGAUGGUCAAGAAGAGCGAUUUGUAUAACCUUUUUUUCCCUACUUAGUAAUUUCUAAUUCUUCGACAUUCAAUAAAUACAUUAACGAAACCAUUUAUUCUGCCUGGAGAAGACGUGCGUGCGUGCGUGCGUGCAUGUGUGUGUGUAUGUAUGUAUGUAAGUACUGUAUAUAUCUGUGCUAAGGAGAAAAUAUGAAGAACUUAAUAUUCUCCAAACCUUAAUAUGAAACCACUCUCCUCUCUCUCCCUCUCCCUCUCCCCUCUCCCUCCCUCUCAUUCUCUCCCCCAUUACUUUAUAAGAGGAAGCUGCAGGAGGGUAGUGGUGAGGGAGAGAAGCGCCCCAUUAUCAUCGCAGGCAGCCAUGAUAAGGUGACCCACCCCCUAAUUAACAGGUGAGCCGGGGAAACACACCUGUCCCUCCCCUCAGGUGAUGCUGGGGUACUGAACCUCCCCCUCACCUCCCCUCACCUCCCUCACCCCAUCACACCCCCUCACUUCCCUCACCUCCCUCACUCCUCUUAUUCCUCUUCCUUAUCUCUCACUUUAUCCUAUAUUAGUAACCUAACCUAACCUAACUUAUGCUUAUUCCCUCCUUUAUCAAUUUCUCUUCUUCCUUCAACGUUCUAUAUUAUCAUUUUUUUUUUUUUAAGCUAGAGCAAGAAGCAUAUUUUUUUUUACAUUAAUUUCAGUUUGUAGGGUCCGUAUACGCGCUCUCUCUCUCUCUCUCUCUCUCUCUCUCUCUCUCUCUCUCUCUCUCUCUCUCUCUCUCUCUCUCUCUCUCUCUCUCUCUCUCUCUCUCUGUCACGAGGGUUACUAAUGGUGAUGCUAUAGCUAAGCUGAUACAUCACCUGCCACAUACAUCAUCACUAACACACACACACACACACACACACACACACACACACACACACACACACACACA